UAAGUGAAAUGUACACAAUGUUCUCCAGAUGGAGUUGAUCAGCUAUGACAAGAAAUUUAGCUUCCUUAGUGUAAUACUUUUAGUUUCCAGAUGUGCAAACUGCAUAACUAAAUCAUCACACAGUCGAAUGUUAGCUGUCUCUUAGGAGGGCUUUUAAAUUAGCAUUUAAUGUUGGUGGGCUUUAGGCAGCAAAAAUGUGAUUUUUUUUGUUUUGUUUUGUUUUUGUUUUUUUUUGCAUGUUAGAACCAUGAAAUUGGGGUGUGUUUGAGUGAAAAAAAUGCAGAUAGGCAGAUGAUCCGGUUUGUCCAGGAUCAGGAACUACAGACACAGGUUUAGGGUGUGUGUGUGUGUGUGUGUGUGUGUGUGUGUGUGUGUGUGUGUGUGUGUGUGUGUGUGUGUGUGUGUGUGUGUGUGUGUGUGUGUGUGUGUGUGUGUGUGUCUGGGUUGGUGUGGAGGCUGUGUUAAAAGUUGAGGAUCCUUUAAGACACUUGUCCUAGGAGAGGUGGGAGUGUUGCACCGCCCUGCUGAGAAGACAGGCAGCAUAAAGUCGACCUUUGGAAUUGCACUUUAUUAGAUUAGACCUUUUAGGAUAAGGACGUUUCCUGGGCGAGAACUGGAGGCUAUGGAUUGGGGCACGGCACUCUGGGACCAGCAUGAUGUGAUUGAGAAACACACACAGUCGGGUCUGGACCUCAUCGAUCGCUAUGUGAAGUUUGUCAGAGAGAGAGUGGAUAUCGAGCAGAACUACGCCAAACAGCUCAAAGCUCUUUGUAAAAAAUAUUCCAGACGAGGCAGUAAAGAAGACCAGGAGAUGAAGUUCUCCAAUCAGCAGGUGUUUCAGGAGCUGCUGUGUGAGCUGAAUGAGUGCGCGACACUGCGGGAGAACAUGGCCGAGAACAUGAACCUGAACAUCUGCGUGGAGCUCACCAAGUACCUGCACGAGCUCAAACUGGAGAGGAAGAGUUAUCUGAAUGAGGUGAAGAAAAUCCAACAGAACCUGGACACCAGCUACAAACAGCUCGAGAACAGUAAGAAGCGCUUUGAGAAAGAGUGGAAGGAAGCAGAGAAAGCCAAUCAGCAAGCAGAGAAGACAGAACAAGACCCCGCCUCCAACAAACAAGAUGUAGACAAGGCCCGGAUCCACGCUCGUCAGCGCCUGGACAUCUCUGAUGAGUGUAAGAACGAAUACGCCGUGCAACUGCAGAAAUACAACAAGGAGCAGAACCAAGUCUACCACACAGAGAUUCCCAAUAUACUUAACAAGCUGCAGCAGAUGGAGGAAGGAAGGAUCAGGAAACUGGCGGAAGGUUACGGCGUGUUGGCCAACACUGAGAGAACAAUGCUGCCCUCAAUCAGCCAGAAUCUGGAGAAAAUCAGUGUACAAGGCAGCAGCACCUACGAGACACAGGACUCACUGACCCUCAUCGAGCAGUAUAAAUCAGGUCUGUUGCCACCUUCUGAUGUAGAGUUUGAAGAUUACAGUCUAGGAAUCAGACCUGCAGUUGUGGACAACACACACCAUGUGCCGAAAGUCCGCAUCAAACAACUGUUCAAAAAGAGCAAGGGUGGGCCUGUGGACAGAAACAUGCCCCCUCCAUUGGAGGAUUUCUCCCACUUGCCCUCAGACCAGAGGAAGAAACGUCUUCAGGAGAAAAUUGAUGAACUCAGUAAGGAGCUGCAGAAAGAGACAGAUCAGAGUGAGGGUCUGAAUAAGAUGAGACGUGUGUAUGAGCAGAACAAUCAGCUGGGAGACCCGGCCAGUCUGGAGCCUCAGAUUAACCAAACCACACACAACAUCAACCGACUGAUGGGGGAUCUCUCCAGAUACCAGGCGUGGCUGGGUGAGGCCGGAGGCGUCCCUACGUACAGCAACACCCAGACCAGUCCAACUAUCCAGAGUCCCCCGAACCCGAUGAAUAACCAGUUCCACAGCAGUUUUGAUGAAGACUUUGAUGAAGAUGUGCCCAUUGCCCAGUGCCUCGCCCUCUACGACUUUAACGGUGUGAAAGCGGGGGAAGUGAGCAUGCAGGUCGGGGAGCGUCUCAGCGUGUUGGACGACGACAUGGGAGACGGAUGGGUGCGUGUGAAGAAGACAAACGGAAAGAUAGGAUACGUCCCUGCGUCCUACAUCCAGAUCAACUGAUCAUACUUCACGGAUUUCUUUCCAGACGCACGACAUUUUCUCUCACACUGAUGUACAUAUUCGUCUGUAUAUACAUUUGUUUCACGGGGGCUUUGAGGCUAACGUAGCUACCAGUUUAGCAUUAAAUCAUCACACACUCGCCGCAGAAGACUUAGUGUACAAAGUGUGUUUACAAGAAAUAUACAAUAAUAGCAUGAAAUAUUUUAGAAAAAGAAAUAUUCCUGUAAUCUAUACUAACCACAUUUUAAUUGUUAUCAUUUGAAUAAACUGUAAUUAGUGUGUGAUGCUUUAGCUGUAAGGCUCCAACUGAAUAAAAUAAAAUAUUAAAAAUUCAAGAAAGACA
This is a messenger RNA of Pangasianodon hypophthalmus (striped catfish), 2486 nucleotides long. It is a transcript of the gene trip10b, whose product is annotated as thyroid hormone receptor interactor 10b. NCBI's taxonomy places the organism in Eukaryota, Metazoa, Chordata, Actinopteri, Siluriformes, Pangasiidae. The transcript is spliced from 15 exons. Gene Ontology annotation, biological process: signal transduction. Gene Ontology annotation, molecular function: protein binding. The coding region runs from base 623 to 2143 and encodes 506 amino acids. The record is from RefSeq and is a predicted model, not a curated record.